This is a messenger RNA of Cyanidioschyzon merolae strain 10D, 711 nucleotides long. RefSeq names its product hsp90 co-chaperone p23. The record is from RefSeq and is a predicted model, not a curated record. The transcript has a single exon. Gene Ontology annotation, cellular component: nucleus; cytosol. Gene Ontology annotation, molecular function: protein-folding chaperone binding; Hsp90 protein binding. Lineage: Eukaryota; Rhodophyta; Bangiophyceae; Cyanidiales; Cyanidiaceae. The coding region runs from base 1 to 711 and encodes 236 amino acids. Gene Ontology annotation, biological process: protein folding; chaperone-mediated protein complex assembly.
AUGGUGCUUACUCCAGAUUUUUGUUGGGCGCAACGCAAAGACAAGGUAUUCGUCACCGUGAAGGUUCCAAACGUGCAGAAAGACACUGCUGUCCUGAAGGUCACCCCCGAAGGACAGGUGUACUUUAAGGGAACCGGCGGUGAGAUUGGGCACGAACGGGAGUAUGAGCUCGACAUUCGGUUGCUUCACGGAAUCAAGGCGGAGGAAGCACAGCACGGCAUCCAAGCGAGGCAAGUGUACUUUGUGUUGCCUAAAGCGGAGGCCGGUGAAUGGUGGCCACGACUCCUUCACGAUCCGGGCCGAAAUGUACACCUGUCCGUGGACUGGAACCUCUGGGUCGACGAGGACGAGGAUGAUCAGUUUGAUUUCGGUAGUCACUUUGGAUCGCGUGAUAUGGCCGACCUGGACUUUGGAAUGGGUGACGACGACGACCUUGGUGACGACGAGGACGACGACGACGACGACGAAGGCGUUGAUGGCGAGGGCGGCCUCGGCGACACGGAAGAAAAGGAGGACGCCCAGGAAGCCGCGGCGGACGUGACGCCGACGUUGUCUGAGAACCACAUGCACCGCGAUCAGGAGGCAGAUGAGAAUGACGUUGUUAAGAGCGAGCCAGGUACCGUGACUGAGGCUGCCAAGGAUCUGGGUAAAAAUGCCGAGUCCGUACAGGCAGCGUCAACCGAGGGGCCUGCGUCAGUGUUUUCCUCUUGA